AUGACCGCCCACUAUGCCCCUGGCCUUACUGCAACCUGGUCACGUUCCCGCGUCGCCUGCAUCUAUACACUCCUUACUCUCACCCCGGACCUCUUUCCACCUGUCAUGACCUCUUCCUCCCCUCAUGCCCCAUCUCCUCUCACACAUAGCUCGCCUCCUCAAUUCGCCUCUGGCCUGGACCUGACCGCCCUGCCGCCAUUCUUUGUCCUGCCAGCUCACCUCCCUGCCGAUGACCUGCACGAGUUGGAAGAGAGGAUCACCGAAUAUGGUGGCCAGGUGACCUAUGAUGUGUCUGAGGCCAAGCUGCUUCUAGGAAAGGUUGGCACCAAACGACGAGCUCUUAUGGAGCUACGCUCACGCCGCCUUGAUACUGAUGAAGUAACGCUGCCGCCUGUACCUGAUGCAGACCUCGAUAACCCGGAUCCGCCAGCCAAAAGGCGGAGGGUGGAGAGCGGAGCCCAUCUCAAAGCAACGACUGGCGAUCCUGUUGCUGACGGUGCAGACAGAAAUUUUUCCCUCGCCGAACUUCAGGACGAUACGAUCAAGGUCAUCAGAAUGGAAUGGCUUGAUGAUUCUUUGAAUUCUGGCAGGCUCCUGCCUCUGCGGAGCUAUAUUGUGUACGAAGGAAAGCCAUCCAGUGCGUCUCCAUCAUCAACCCACGUACGCACUCCCGCUCCUCGCAAGCCGCGUCUUGCUUCAGGCCACAGCAUCCUCGAACGCGCCAAAGCCGAUGCCCAUUUCGGGACAGCAGGCACUCAGGAAAACCCAAGCACAACGCGCUGGGCUCCUGCUCAUGAUCGCCCCAACUCUCACAAAAUUUCGCUGCUCCAGCAAACCACCAGUGAAUACGAAGGAAAUCCUGCAAGCGACGUUCCCCUGCCUCCGGACUGGGUCGCGAGGGGAAUCAAGUAUGCUUGCCAGCGCUCAACCCCUGCCAAUUCGCCCAACCCUGGCUUCAUCGAACAGCUGAAGUCCAUACGUUUGAUGCGCACUCUUACUGGCGACGAGGUCGGCGUACGCGCAUACAGCACCUCCAUCGCUGCUAUAGCUGCAUACCCUCGCCGAAUCAUUCACCCAAAGGAGAUUCUCCGUCUCCCCGGCUGUGACGCAAAGAUUGCCAAUCUCUGGAUCGAAUGGAAGAACGCCGACGAAGGCACCGUUUCCGCCGUCGUAGACGCUGAAAAGGACGAGACGCUAAAAAUACUCCGUACCUUCUACAAUAUCUGGGGCGUCGGCGCCCACAGCGCGCGCGAGUUUCUUUUCGAUCGCGGCUGGCGCGACCUCGACGACGUGGUCGAAUGUGGGUGGGACACGCUAUCGCGCGUGCAGCAAAUCGGCGUCAAGUACUACGACGAGUUCCAGCAAGGCAUUCCGCGGACCGAGGUUGAGCGCAUUGCAGCCAUCGUUCGGGACCACGCCAUCCGCGUGCGCGACGAGCGGGUCGACGUCAUCAUCGUGGGCGGGUAUCGCCGCGGCAAGGAGGCCACCGGCGACGUCGACCUCAUCGUAACCCACCGCGACUUUCACGCCACGGAGAACCUUAUCACGGACCUGAUAGCCAGUCUCGAGAAGGAGAGUUGGAUAACGCAUACGCUGCUGCUGUCUCUUCACAACACGCAGCGCGGCCAGUCCGUCCUGCCCUACCGCGCGUCGAGCACCAUGGCUGGCCCGAAGAGCUCGGGAUUUGACACAUUAGAUAAAGCCCUCGUCGUGUGGCAGGAUCCAGAGUGGCCGUCGAAGGAGUCGAUUCUAGCCGAGGAUCCCAAGGCGAAGAACCCGAACGUUCAUCGCCGUGUUGACAUCAUCAUCUCACCGUGGCGAACUGUCGGUUCUGCCGUUGCGGGAUGGAGCGGAGGAACGACUUUCCAGCGCGACUUGAGGAGGUAUGCUAAAAAUGUCAAGGGGUGGAAGUAUGAUAGUAGUGGGGUUAGGGAUAGACGGACUGGAGAAGUGGUCGUGCUGGAGGGGCCAGAUGGCGUCGGAGAAGGGUUAGGGUGGGAAGAUGCAGAGAAGAAGGUAUUUGAGGGGUUGGACCUAAAGUGGAUCACACCGGAGGAGAGAUGCACCGGAUGA
This is a messenger RNA of Diplodia corticola, 2073 nucleotides long. RefSeq names its product terminal deoxynucleotidyl transferase. Gene Ontology annotation, molecular function: DNA binding; DNA-directed DNA polymerase activity. Gene Ontology annotation, biological process: double-strand break repair via nonhomologous end joining. The coding region runs from base 1 to 2073 and encodes 690 amino acids. The record is from RefSeq and is a predicted model, not a curated record. Gene Ontology annotation, cellular component: nucleus. The transcript has a single exon. NCBI's taxonomy places the organism in Eukaryota, Fungi, Ascomycota, Dothideomycetes, Botryosphaeriales, Botryosphaeriaceae.